CGAAAGGCUAAGGCCACACUGGCAAGAUGGCGGACGAAGAGUCGAAACUUUGGCGGUUUGCAGUACAGUCACGUCUUGUUCUGUUUUUCAUGCAAUUCAUUUUCAAUAGCUGUGUUCCAGACCACCAGCCUGAUGUCUUCAAUCCACCCAUCACAGACAAAGAUUCCUGGAAUAUGGCAGACAGCACUGUUAACUUAGUUCUUGGGGGAUUUAUCCGUUGGGACGGCAUCUAUUUCUUACACAUAUCAGAACAUGGCUACACAUAUGAGAACUGCUUGGCGUUCUUUCCCCUGUACCCAAUGCUUGUCAGGUUGUUGGGCAAUAGUGUACUGUUACCUCUUCAAGUUUUGAUGACGUACAGAUCGGUGUUGGUGAUAUCUGCAUUUGUUAUAAAUCAGAUCUUAUUUAUAAAAACAGCUAUGAUUCUGUAUAAAUUUGGACGAAAUAUUUUAAACAGUGACUUGCUAGCAUAUAAGGCUGCAUUGUUGUUCUGCAUAAAUCCUGCAAGUAUCUUCAUGUCUGCACCUUAUUCAGAAAUUCUUUUUUCAUAUCUUAUAUUUUCUGGCAUGGACAUGUUUGAAAGAAAUUUUAAAGUUUCUGCUUCAGUUUUAUUUGGACUGAGCGCACUAGCACGUUCAAAUGGCCUUCUAUAUUUUGGGCUUAUUAUACAUAAAAAGUGUAAAGAUACUGUCCGACUGCUGAAAGUUCUUUACCCAAUGACAAGGACAGAUGUCCGGUCAAUACCCACGGCAUUGUGGACGGUCAUUUGGAUCAUAUUGAUACCACUUUUAAUCUACACAGUGCUUUGCAUAUCGCCAUUCUUUGGAUACCAGUACCUAGCAUAUCAAUGGUUUUGUAAAGAUACGACUUCAAACAUGCAUAAAUUAAUAUUUGAUUAUGGAAUAAGUCAGGGAUAUCGUAUAACAGCUUAUAAUUCUACAGUUUGGUGCCGUGACAGUGUUCCACUUAUCUAUUCAUACAUUCAGAAAAACCACUGGAAUGUUGGCUUCAUGAACUAUUACCAGUUUAAACAGAUUCCUAAUUUUCUACUGGCUACACCAGUUACAUUGCUGUGUAUUUCUGUAAUAAGCUGCUACCUUCGCUUGAAUUGGAAGACUGUGUGUACACUUGAUCUUAUGGACGAUUAUGAAGAAUUGAAAAAGACAGACAAAGCCAUACAAAGCGAGAGAGAUUUCAGAAACAGGAAAUUGUUACCAUAUAUUGUACACCUUUUCUUCCUGACGAUAUUUGGAUGGCUAUUUGCUCACAUACAGAUUCUAACUAGAAUGCUGUUUUCCUCGUCUCCGGUUUUAUACUGGUAUGCCGCCCGGAUCAUCACCAAGGAAACAACAGACAGCUCAAAGCCAAACUUCAAUAAAUGGGACGUACUCAGAAACUCUCGGCGGGAAGGCAUCCAAGUCUUAGAUGAUUCACAGAGGAAUGUGCUUAUAGAUCAAAUUUUAAGCUGUGGACAAAGUUAUAAAUCCAAGCUAGUUUUUGUCUACUUCCUGGGCUAUUUUGUUGUAGGAACUUUUCUCUUUAGUAAUUUUCUACCAUGGACUUGACUGGAAAUUUAUAAUUUAUUAUAUAUGGGAAUACAUUUUUUAAAAAUUUAACAUUAGUCAUUAUAUAAUACAAUAAAUUUUCAUAAGACAAAUAGUCUCGAUACAAUUUUCUACUCAUUACGAAAUAAAUCAAAGUACCAAAAUUUUAGUGAACCUUAAGCUUAUAAUUUUCAUUUUAAAAUCCUGUAACGAAUUUUAGAUAGGGAACGAUUUCGUCUGGUCUAGUGGAAUUCAUUAAAUAAACAAGAUUAUGAGAAUCAUUAUUGCAAGGCUGCUAUAUGACAUCAUAUUUAUUAUUAAAAUGUCAAACUUAUUGAACAUAUAAACACAGUACUAGUGUUGUCCCAUCAGUAAUUAUGUGUUUUCUGUCAAUCGUCAUUUUAUAAAGACACAUUUCUUAUUCUAUAUUUAAGGAGAUAUAAAAACAAGUUUCGAGAGGAUAUUUCAUAUGAAGUAUUACUGUGAUACAAGUAUUUUGAUACUCGAUAUUUAUCAAUAAUCAUGUUUAUCUGAGCAUAAUAUGAUUGCUACGGAGUACUGCUUGACCAGAACAGAAUUUUACUGACCACAACAAUGAUCACUUAGCUACAACCAGACCUUCAUUGACCACUGUCCAGAUCAGCUAUAUGAUUUAAAAUGAUAACAUUAUGACCAUUGCUAUAUUACUAACACAGUUUACUGCAAAUGAUUUGGUGUUUAGCUGCUGGAGUCUAUCUCAAGGGAGAAAUGCUUCGUGAUGUGUUAUGGAUGAUUCAAACUCAGGAAGGAUUCUGAUUGAGAACAAUUUCAUUACUAUGAUGUCAUUUUGGUGUUAUGUUGAUAGUCCUGACAAAGCUUUGUACUGUGUCAAGAUUGAUUGUGAAUCAGUCACAGAAAUGAAUUUUAUUUAAAGAUUUGUACCAUUCUUUCAAAUGAACAUGUAGAGAAAUGGGUGAAAAUAAAGCACAUAUUUAUUCAGAAA
This is a messenger RNA of Pecten maximus, 2526 nucleotides long. Its product is annotated as GPI mannosyltransferase 2-like. Gene Ontology annotation, biological process: GPI anchor biosynthetic process. Bases 27 to 1565 code for a protein of 512 amino acids. Gene Ontology annotation, cellular component: endoplasmic reticulum membrane; mannosyltransferase complex. The transcript is spliced from 3 exons. The record is from RefSeq and is a predicted model, not a curated record. Gene Ontology annotation, molecular function: alpha-1,6-mannosyltransferase activity; GPI mannosyltransferase activity. NCBI's taxonomy places the organism in Eukaryota, Metazoa, Mollusca, Bivalvia, Pectinida, Pectinidae.